Messenger RNA from Colletotrichum phormii, 1506 nucleotides. RefSeq names its product glycosyl hydrolase. Gene Ontology annotation, molecular function: hydrolase activity, hydrolyzing O-glycosyl compounds. The record is from RefSeq and is a predicted model, not a curated record. Bases 1 to 1506 code for a protein of 501 amino acids. Lineage: Eukaryota; Fungi; Ascomycota; Sordariomycetes; Glomerellales; Glomerellaceae. Gene Ontology annotation, biological process: carbohydrate metabolic process. The transcript is spliced from 3 exons.
AUGAAGGUUACAAACCCAAUCAUCCCUGGGUUCGCUCCCGAUCCAACUGUUGUCGUCCACAAUGGCACUUACAUCCUCGUCAACUCUUCCUUCCACGUGUUCCCUGGGUUGCCCAUCUACACUUCCACAAACCUCCUAUCUCUUUCAAACGCCUUUACCAAAUUCAUCCCCCUGCCUCAUGGCAUCCCACUCAUCAUUACCGGCGGUCUCUUUGCACCAACGCUUCGUCAUUUCCGAAACAAGUUCUAUCUUGUGUGCACUUAUGUUUGGGAGAAACCCGAUGGGGAACACGAGUUUCAGAAUUUCCUGCUUAGCUGUCACGAAGACUCGAUAUUCUCAGAUAACGGCUGGUCAGAUGCGGUGCCAUUCGAGUUCCCCGGUAUCGAUCCAAGGUUAUUCUUCGAUGAGAUGUCCGGAAAAGCAUACCUUCACGGCUCUUACCGUACUGGGCCUCCAUGGGCGCCAGAUUGCUCGAUUCGCCAAUUUGAAAUCGAUGUUGAGACCGGCACAGCUCUGUCUGAUACCAAAUUUCUCUGGAAGGGUGCCGCCGGAAAGGACGAUGCCGAGGGGCCGCAUAUAUACUUCAAAGAUGGCUGGUACUACCUGUUGACCGCAGAACCUUCGACCUUUGAGGGUCACCAGAUUAACAUGGCGAGGUCCAAAGAUAUCUGGGGACCGUACGAUGGCUGUCCGAGAAACCCUUUAUUGACUGCGUUUGAGAAAGACGAAGCUGUCCGUUGGACUGGUCAUGGCGAUUUGUUCCAAGACACAAGGAAAAAUUGGUUUUGCGUCCAUUUCGGAAUACGACACGAUGACGACGAUGUUCAACGUCAUCCACUUGGCCGCGAGACAUUUCUCACCUCGGUAGACUGGCCUGAGGAUGGAUGGCCUACAAUUUCCCAGACUAAGCUGAGCUUAGAUAUUGGUCUGGAAGCACUACCGAGCCCGAUUGCAGGGAAGCAUGAAGGAUACAAGGGACUCAUUGAACGUGUUGAGGAUCUUUACAUCCGCACACCCAACCCUUCAAAUUACUCAUACUGUCCAGAGGAAAACAUCUACUCCUUGCGUGCUCAGAACUCAAAUCUAGCCAGUACUUCUGGUACAUCCACCUUCGUCGGCCGCAGGCAAAGAUCCCUCUCAGGAUCAGCUUCAACAACAAUGCACAUAGCUUCCGAUAGCGCCGCGGGACUCCCACUGGUAGGAUUGGCAGUGUACAAGGAUAGCCUGCGACAUGCAGUUAUCCAAAUCGAUCCGCUAAAACGCAAAAAGCCCGAGUCGGCCGUUUUGGGCUCAGCCGCCAUACCCGAGUCUACUGAUAUGGUUGAGCUCCGCAUCCAAUCCAAACCCGACAACUACGAACUCCUCUGGCGAGUCUCAAGUCUUGGAGAAAAGAAUGACUGGCAAAGUCUUGGGGGCGUAGACCCUGUGCUGCUUUCGGGCUACGACAUGACGGGGACUUUGUACGUGUUGGUAUCCCUAUCACAGGGAUGUUGGUUCGAACCGUAG